AUGAAUAACGAAAUGACGGAAACAAAAGAUACAGCGAGCGCAGAAAUGUUGAAACGGGUAAAAGGUAAGCAGUGGUUCCUUUCUCCGACCCAGCCGAGCUGAUUUUCUCCAGACACCUUUGCUGCAAUGCAGAAACUCAUGCGUCCGAAAUUCAUGGACUCAGCACAAUUUACCCUGGAUGCACCUCAUCUGUUCUGCGACAGUACUUUUCUCAAAAGGGUACAGGAAACAGACGAUUGUAAGAAUAACCUUAAGUAAAGUUCUCUCUAACUUUGACCAUAGUUCUAGCUAGAAAUGAAUUUACUCACCGAGUUGGACCAAGAUCUGAUGGUGGCGAUGACAAGCGAAAAGAGAUCCUCGAAGGGGAUCUUAUCACCCCAUACCUUUCUAUAGCAGAAGUCUACAGAGGUGCACUCAGUUUACGUACGUCGUCAUGGCAGCCUUAAUCCCUUCUUAAUUGAUCUUGAACUGACCCCUACGAAGCGAACGUAAGUUUAUAUCUAGUUGACGACAUCUUAAAAUGUCGAUAAUUCAUUAACUGCUCAUUCUAGGUGCACCCUUACUACUCGGCUGAUAUGGUGAGAUAUCGCUUCGACUCAGAUGACAUAUCACAAAACUGUAAAACUAGGAAAGCAGCUGGAUUUUCCUCAGUCAUGAUUGCUAAAGAUAAAAUACUGGUAAUAUGCACACAAAAUGGCUGGCGAGGCGAAGAUAGCCUUGAUACAACCAAAGGGGUCGGAACAUGGCUCGGCGACAUCGAGCCCAAAUCCCUCACUUUCCUCCACGAAAUCGUCCAUCUCGUCGUCGACGAGGGCAAAUCUCAGGACUUGAGUAAACAACUCCCACCACCUACCGUUCAUCUGACCAAUAGUGAUGGUACUCCCAAUAUCGGUGGUUGGCCGGGAAGAUCCAAACAACUUCAUCGAAAUACCAGGAGAUCCAGCUGGUAUUCAACUUAUUCCAAUCGCAAUUGUAGGUACUUGUCGCUAAUCUUUUGCAGAUACCGCCACAGAAAUCCUGUUAGUAGCUCUGGGUAGGUUUCUUCAAGCAUAUAUUAUUUGAAUAGUACUAGAAAAAAACACAACUAGCUAACCUAUGCCACAGCUCAAGAUAAACUUCUCUUUGGUGAGCCACCUAUCGAUGGACGAAAAGUAGAUGCUACGUUCAACCCCCAGAGUAUGCUCUCGCCUACCCUUUUUCCCGGUGAUAUCGAGAGAAGGCACUUUCGCUAAUACCCUGCUUCAGAUUUCGCAUGGGCGGCAACUGCAGCCUACCUAGCCCAGAAUGGCGCAAAAUUGAACUACAGUACUGGGAGAGCGGAGGAGAUCACGGAUGGCCCACCGUCUGGUCCAGCGCUACCUGAUACACCACCCACGAAAGAAUGA
Messenger RNA from Hymenoscyphus albidus, 1385 nucleotides. Lineage: Eukaryota; Fungi; Ascomycota; Leotiomycetes; Helotiales; Helotiaceae. The record is from the annotation of a GenBank genome assembly.